CCUGCUCCAGCAGGGAGACAGCUUGACAAAUAGCAUCUACCCAGGAUACAGCAUUGCUGGCAAAGGAGCACAUGUGGGGCUUCAUCCUGGGAAUCCCUGCCUGCUAGCACUCAGAAUCUAGACAUGGAUUUUUCCUUCUCUGUCCUCCUCGUCUCCCUCAUACUAGUCUGGACUCACUUACUAGCUGAUUUGUGCUCGGGGCUCCAUGCAGAAUCCAUAAUGUCACUGAACCUGCCCAUUACUAGCGAGUCUGCCAGUGAUGAUGAGCAAGUUAAACAACCAGGACAGUCUUGCGAUUUCAAAAUUCAUUGCCCCUGGGUGUCAUCAACAAAAAGUGAUGGGAAGCCACACUGGGUACAGACUGUCAUUGGAGACCUUGAACCGGAAAAACAGAGGAAACUUUUGGAAAGUCAGUCUUCACCAAGACACGAACAAGAUGAAAUACUAUUCCUGAACACCAGUCGGUCCACUGAGUCCUGUGAAGUGACUUGGCUGCUCAGCCCUGUUCUGACUGGAAGUUCCGAGAUGUGUCAACUUGAACUAGUUCUUUACUCACAGGAAGAUGCAAUUAUGACAGCGAUGGUGCACAAUAUCAAAGCAAAUCUCAGCUUGCCACUCUCACUCAAGGAAAUGACAGUCAACAAAAGAUCAAACUGGAAGAUGCUGAGUUCAGAGAUAACAGGAGUGAAUGAGCCAUUUCAGAUAUCUUUGGAUUACACCCAUUGUGCGCAGGAAGCAGAUCAUCUUAUAGUCCUGGAGACCCUAACCCUGAGACACUGUUCUGCUGAAAUCCUUCCAUCUGGAAGCUACUGUUCCUUUGAAGACGGAACUUGCGGUUGGACUCCAUAUGAUGGAAGUGAUGCAACGUGGCUAUACACUGACUCUACACAAAUUGAAGAUACACCCCUCACUGACCUUACAUUUGUGAAAGGGCAUUUUCUGUAUUUGUCUGUUCAAAGCCAGCAUAGUGAUGGUAAUGCAACUAUUUACAGUGCCAUGUUUCCAGUAGUGGUCCCAAAAAAUGUGUGCCAGCUUAGUUUCAAGUUCCUGAUCUCUGGGAUCUACAAUGGCUCCCUUGGAAUAUAUGGCCUGGAGGAGGAGAAAGAAUUCGGGAGUUCAGUGAAACUCUGGGUAAAGGAAGGGGCAUUGGGCGACUUUUGGAAUUCAGGAACACUGCAAAUUCCCCAGUUCCAAAACAGAUUUCGUUUACAUGUAGUGGCAACUUGGGGUUGGAAUUCCCAUGCACACAUCGCUUUAGAUAAUGUCACCUUUUCAGUGGAUUGCUUUCAUGCAGGAAGAAUAGAAACUGGAUAUGAAAACCAUGAUUUUGAAGAAGACAUGGUGACGCCUCUGUCUGAGCCCUUCUACACAGAAGAAAAUGCCGAACUUGAACUCCAGUUUACUUCGUGCGGUGCCAGCGGACCUCACGGACCGACUCAGACACAAUGUGACAAUGCUUACCGCAGCAGCAACAUAUCUGUAGUUGUGGGGAAGGAAGGUCCACUUAGGGGAGUACAGAUGUGGAAGGUCCCAUUCACCAACAUGUACCAAAUUUCUGCCUAUGGAGCGGCGGGAGGCAAAGGAGCAAAGAACCACAACAAUCCUGCCCAUGGGGUCUUCAUUUCUGCCAUCUUCCCUCUGGAGAAGGAUGAGAUUUUAUACAUCCUGGUUGGCCAACAAGGGGAAGAUGCCUGCCCAGGGAAAAAUGAACUGACCAGAGAAAUAUGCAUGGGUAAGUCCUCCAUUAUUGAAGACAAUUAUGAUGACCAGAAAAAGCUCUCAGAGUGGGCAGGUGGCGGAGGAGGAGGUGGUGGAGCAUCUUAUGUCUUCAAGGAGGUAAAUGGUGUAUUUAUACCAUUACUGGUGGCAGCUGGGGGUGGAGGGAAAGCCUACCUAGAAGAUCCUGAGGACGCCUUAGACCUGACUCACCCAGAGAGGUUUGAAAACAAUACAGCCGUGCCAGGCCUCAAUGGAGUGUCUGGAGCAGCAGGUGGAGGGGGUGGAUGGAAUGACAUAACUGAGUUACCUAUGGCUGGAAAAUCGCUUGUAUUUGGGGCAGAAGGAGGUCAGUCCUGCUACAGAGCAAUAACAAAACUACAGUGGUAUACAUCUGGUGGAUUUGGUGGUGGAGGAGGUCCCUGCACCUCCGGUGGUGGAGGAGGGGGCUACCAAGGUGGUAACGCAUCUGAACUGGAUGAAAUCUUUUCUGAUGGACAGUACGGUGUCUCAUUUUUUCACCCAUCUGUAAAAAUCUUCCUGCAUCCUUUAGCUGCUAUGGAGAGCCACGGAGAAGUGCAAAUUAAAGUUUUCAUAAACUGUAGCCACUGUCAUAAUGACAAUUGCAAGAGAGACCCAAUCAGCAGGAAUGUUGUAUGUCUUUGUGACAUUGGGACUGUGCUCGCCAGCGAUAACACAACCUGUAUAGUUCCAAAAUGGCCAAUGGCUGAGAAGCAGCUCCCACUCUCACUGAUUCUUGCUGUCCUUAUAGCGACGGUCAUUCUUGGUGUCAUCUUUGCUUGUGGAAGCCUGUCGUUUGUUUACCACCGUAAGAAGAAACAGCUGGAAGGAGCACGGGUGCGACUGCAGAGCACAGAGUACAAACUGAGCAAGAUCCGUAGUUCUAUCAUCAUGACAGACUACAACCCUAACUACUGUUUUGCAGGGAAGGGAGCCAGCCUGAGUGAACUGAAGGAAGUUCCUCGCAAGAACAUUACUCUGCUUAGAGCCCUGGGUCAUGGUGCUUUUGGUGAGGUUUACGAGGGGAUGGUUGUUGGGAUUUCUGGAGAUCCAAACCCGCUCCAAGUAGCUAUAAAGACACUACCAGAAAUCUGCUCUGAACAAGAUGAAAUGGACUUUCUCAUGGAAGCUCUGAUAAUCAGUAAAUUCAAUCACCAGAAUAUUGUGCGCUGUAUUGGAGUGAGUCUCCAAACCCUUCCUCGUUUUAUCCUGCUGGAGCUUAUGUCAGGUGGGGACAUGAAGAGCUUCCUCAGGCAGAAUCGUCCGUGGGUUAACCAACCUUCUACCUUAUCCAUGCUAGAUCUGCUGAAUGUGGCCAGAGAUAUAGCUUGUGGCUGCAAAUACCUAGAGGAGAACCACUUUAUCCACAGGGACAUAGCAGCCAGAAACUGCCUUCUAACGUACAGUGGGACAGAGCGUGUGGCUAAAAUUGGUGACUUUGGAAUGGCACGGGACAUUUACAGAGCAAGCUACUAUCGAAAAGGGGGGAGAGCCAUGCUACCAGUGAAGUGGAUGCCACCAGAGGCUUUUCUAGAGGGAGUCUUCACCUCUAAAACAGACACUUGGUCUUUUGGAGUUCUACUCUGGGAGAUCUUCUCUUUGGGCUACAUGCCAUACCCAUGCAAAACUAACCAGGAAGUGCUGGAAUAUGUCACCAGUGGUGGGCGCAUGGACCCCCCUAAGAACUGCCCAGGGCCAGUAUACCGUAUAAUGACUCAGUGUUGGCAGCAUACACCAGAGCAUAGACCCAACUUCUCCACAAUUCUAGAAAGGAUCAGUUACUGUACACAGGAUCCUGAUGUGAUUAAUACACCUUUGCCAGUGGAAAGUGGGCCAGCACCUGAAGAUGAAGGAAGCACAAGUAUACAGCCAAAAAGCUGCAAUGGAAUCAACCCCAUCAUGAGCAGCACACCACUUGCUCCUUUGUUGGAUACACAGUCCACAGAACAAAAGCAUGGAGAUGCUCCUCAGGAAUUAUUAGUAGAGAAUCUUGCUGGCUGGAAUAUUAAGACAACAGGCUUGCAAACUGUUGCUGAAUCAACUGAAGGAUCAUGGUUCCAAUCAAACCUCAGCACAAAAACAGAGCCAAAACCCCAGACAACACACAAACUGAAAAAUAAGUCAAAAAACCUCUGGAACCCAACUUAUGGUUCUUGGGUCAUGGAGAGCACUUGUUAACACAUUUAUGAACAGCAACGCUGUGAAGACUCAGGUUUGGACCUUAGAACUGUGGGUUUUAUCCCACUCUUUGGUUGUCUUUAGCAUUUCCAAAGAAAACUCACCAUUUUCCUUAUUCUAUUUUUGCCAACAUUACACACAGUAGUGUUGCUAGGUUUCUGGGGACUUGGGUCAAAGACCCAUGGGCCAAUGUUGCUACUGCAUGUUACACUUUCACAAUGCAGAGUGAAUGUGGAAAGCUACUAAAUUAUAUUGUAAAGAAGUAGAGCUCAGUUAAAAAUUUGUCAUUGAUACCCAGAACACAUUGCAUGGGGCCUAACGAAGGGAACCCAGGUUUCCAAGCCUCAGUCCCCCUGAUAGAAGGGAUGGACCUCAGAUGUUCCCAAACAGCACUGUGAAUUUUAGUUUUUAACAGACUCUUAAAACAUCAGAUUGGGCCUCAACCGUCACAAUUAAGAAAUUAAAAUCUGAUAAAUAUAUAUAUAUAUUUUACUUUUAAGGUUUUGUUUGUGAACUGAAUGGCAAUAAGGUACAUAAAAUGCUAUCAAAUAAUGUACAGGCUUACUGAAUAGGGGUGUACAAUUUAUGUGCAUAAGUCCCUUUAUCCAUUCCCAUAGAAAGUCACACUUAUAGAAAUUUAACAUGGUUUAAGCAUUAUUCUUUUUAAACCAUACACAUUUACAUGGAAACUCAGUAAACUCUUCUGGUUAAUAUGUAUGCUAUGAUCAAUUUAUUUAAGUUUGUGACUUGAAUGCAUAGCUUUUUACUUUUGAAUAAUUUAAUGAAAAGGUAUUCUACCAACAUUAUAACACAGAAACUCCAUAGUUUCUCAAACAUUUAAUACUUGCUAUACACUAGGCAUCAUGGGUGUACACGAGAGCCUAGACUUAGAGGUGUGCGGGUUGACCCAAAACACAUCGGUUGACCACCGGUUGGGCAGGUUCUGGAUGAUAUUUGGCCAACCAUUGAGGGUUAGGGUUGGGUGUAGGUCAAACUGGGGGAAGUACACUCCUCUACUGCUCCCAAAGAUCUUAAAACAAGAGUCGCACACAAAAGUAGUGUAUAGAGUGAGAAGACAGGAGUACGAGUCAGGUGCAGGUCCUACAAUGGCAAGAUUUUGAGGGUUAGGGUCGGGUGUGGGAUGAGUUUUCCCAAACCCACACAUCACUACUUAGAAUUAUUAGGUGCAAAAACUACUGCUGAAUUUCACCUAUUAAAAUGCCAUAUACAUCACACUUAUACUAUUUUGGUGCAUAGGGAGGAAGGCUCAGUGUAUGCCGACUCAAAGGAAGCCUCUUUCUAACACCUGCCUUGAUCAGACAAGUGCAGGGCUCCUUUUUAUGUUGUGCCCCCAGAGAAGGACCUUUGACAGUUUCUGCUUUAAGAACAUUUCAUGCUUGCCGUCAACAUUUGUACAUUUUAUAUCUGUGGCAUACAAUGCAUAUUAUCUAAAAAGAUGCAAUAGUUUAAGUAUAAUAAUUACCGUAUAGCUGUUUCACACUGCUGAGUGCAAUUCAAUUUGGGUAGUGGGAUGUAAUGAUUUAUUAUUGAUAUCAUACACAUUAUAUGAACCUAAGUGUAAUGAUUGACAGAAGUAGCUGCAAAUCACAACUUUAGUCCAAGCCAGUGGUGUAACUAUAUGUUAUUGCACAGCAAAUUAAUUUUAGGGCCCCCCAAAUAUGCAGAAGUUGCCCUGUUUUACCAAUACAUAUUAAAAUGGCCCAUUUAUUAGGGCUUCACAGGGCCCCCUAUACCUCCUGGGUCCCCCUUCAGCUGCAGGGUCUGCUUCCUCUGUAGAUACGCCCCUGGUCCAAGCCCUUGCAGCCUGCAGUGUACAGCUGAGCAGUACUACUGGAUCCCUGAUCAUGUCAUGCUUGCACUACACUCAGUAAUAUGAAAGAGCUGUAAGAGACAUCCAGUUUUUUUUUCAGCUUAACAGGUAUACUAUUUUGAUAACUAAAUGAAUGCCAAUAAAAACUGGAAUUCACCGUU
Messenger RNA from Xenopus laevis (African clawed frog), 5907 nucleotides. RefSeq names its product leukocyte tyrosine kinase receptor (gene ltk.L). The coding region runs from base 124 to 3915 and encodes 1263 amino acids. The record is from RefSeq and is a predicted model, not a curated record. Lineage: Eukaryota; Metazoa; Chordata; Amphibia; Anura; Pipidae. The transcript has 28 exons.